Exophiala oligosperma is the source of this 1999-nucleotide messenger RNA. RefSeq lists its product as uncharacterized. The coding region runs from base 44 to 1816 and encodes 590 amino acids. Gene Ontology annotation, molecular function: small GTPase binding. Lineage: Eukaryota; Fungi; Ascomycota; Eurotiomycetes; Chaetothyriales; Herpotrichiellaceae. The transcript has 4 exons. The record is from RefSeq and is a predicted model, not a curated record. Gene Ontology annotation, biological process: endoplasmic reticulum to Golgi vesicle-mediated transport; Golgi organization. Gene Ontology annotation, cellular component: Golgi apparatus.
CUCGACCACGGAGGUCUAGUUUUCUAGAAAAUAACCCGCAAACAUGUCGUCGACAAACAUGGCCUCGAUGCCCUCUGGAGACCAGAAAUCCAAGAAGAAGAAAAAGUCAAAGAAGAAGGGCGGCAACAAUGCGCAAGCCACGACUCCGGUAGAACCUCAGACUCCGACAGAAGCUUCGCAGCCCAAGGAUGGCGCAGAAAGUGACGACUCCGAUGCCGAAGAGACCACAGAACUAUCCUCCACGAAGACAGAUGUGCCUGAGGGGAAAAAGAUAUUAGAUUUGAUGAACGGCGUUGCCAAAGAUACACCCACACCCACCGAGAAGAAUAACGAUGCGAAUGCCGAUGCAGACACAGAUACAGAUACCGCGACACGGUUCGACGCUCUGGUCAAAGACCGUGACGCUUUACGUCUCGAAGUGACGGAACUUCGCAAAUCCCUCGAGGAACUACAAUCUAAACAUGCCACCGAACUUGAAACAGCACAAAAUGAUCUGGCCGAAGCCCAGCAAGAGAAGGAGACGGCCGAAGAACAAUACCAGACGCUGUUGGGUAGAGUCAAUACCAUCCGCAGUCAACUAGGCGAACGAUUGAAAGCAGAUGCAGAAGAACUCUCACAAGCACGUGAGCGUAUCGACGAACUCGAAUCUGAAAACAAAACCCUCCAAGAACGUUACGACUCUCGGACCGCCGAAGUCGAAGAACUGUCCUCAAGGAACGCCACCCUCGAAGCCUCCAACGCCGAACAAUCCAAAGAACUCUCGACCUUGCGCAAUCGACUCACUCUUUCCCAACAGAAUUGGCACAAGGAAAAGGAAGAGCUCGUCGAGUCCGAAGCGUACAUUCGUGAGGAAUUCGAAAAUGCCAAACAAGCCAUGCACGACUGGGAAGUGUUGGCCAUGGAGGAACGCACCUUGCGUCGCGACCUGACCGACCGAACCGCCGAUCUCGAAGAACAACUGGCUUCGUUACGUGAGGCGUACGAAAAGGCCACGUCGGAGCGAGACACGCAGUCCUCCACGGUCGACGGGCUCCAAAAGGCCCUACAAGAGAUCCAGACCGUCCGGAAGCAAGAGCUCAAGGAACUCGUCGAGACGAAUCAAGCCGAGCAGGACUCGCUACGAACACAACUGUCGAGUCUACAGGCGCAGCAAGAGUCCAUGAGUGCGGAAUUAGAAACGACGAAACGAGACCUCGAACGAGCCCUCCCGUUCGAAAAGGAAGUGAAGGAGAAGAACCUCCUGAUCGGCAAAUUGAGACACGAGGCCGUGAUCCUAAACGACCACUUGACGAAAGCUUUGCGAUUUUUGAAAAAGGGCAAGCCGGAGGAUAAUGUUGAUAGACAAAUCGUAACAAAUCAUUUCCUGCAUUUUCUCCAUCUCGACCGAUCCGAUCCCAAGAAGUUUCAAGUUUUACAACUCAUUGCCGCGUUGUUGGGUUGGACAGAUGAACAAAGAGAACAAGCUGGACUUACUAGGCCAGGUGGUGCCGGUUCCACGUCCACGUCAAAUUCGCUGAGGUUACCGGGGUCGCCUCUCGUUCAUCGUACACCUAGCACUCCGGCUCUACAGCAACACCACGACUAUUUCGGCGCCGACAGCGGUGUCCCGACGAGCCCGGCCGCUGGUGCUGCCAGUAGAGAGACUUUGGCAGAGUUGUGGCAAGAUUUCUUGGAAAGGGAAGCGAAUGUCAAUGGUGGUAGUACCGUGAGCAGUACCAACGCUGGUAGACAGGGGAGAUCAUCGAGGCAAGCAAGCCAAAGUCAGAGUCAAAAUCCAAAAUCACCACCACCACCACCAACAACAACAACAUCCUGACAGAAAGAAAAAUGAUUGCUCGACCUCUACGGAUAUAUACCUCACAUAGGUCAAGAAAGAUAUAAUGAUGAAAACAAAAAAUAAAAGAGGAAACAUGAAUGGAUAAAGAUACACGAGACACAAAGACAAAAGACACAAUGACACAGAAACAGACACAGAUAAAGCAAAUGUUGAACGCAGAAC